GUUUGAUAUCAACCGUUGAGUUUCAAUCCUUUGCACAAAUAUUUUUUGCAUAAGGGGAGAUUUCAAUAUUCCAAUCAGAAUGUAGACUAACCAAUGAAUCACAAAGGAUAUCCUCUCCGUUAUUACUUCAGUCACUUUUUCCUGCAGCCUACAGCCUAUUUAUUCCUGGUGUCCUACUGUACUUGGCAAUUUCAUCACACCAAAGUGUCAAAACCGUCACGAGAAAAUGAUUGCUCCAAUCAUGAACUUGAUAAUUCUGUGCUUUGUGAUUAAAGGAGGAUCUGCUCUUUGGGAGGAAAUAGCGGGUCCAUAUGACAUCAAAUUCAUUCAUGGCACAAACUGUGAUAAAAGAGGAAAAAUAAAUCUUUUUGAGCCCAUAAAAGCAAGAAAGUUGAAUCGAACACAUUAUGUAUACAGUGGUAUUAUAGAUAUAGGAGCACCUGUAGAUGAUAACUUGAAGGUAACAAUCAUUGAACUACAAGAAAUCUCAAGAUAUUGA
Messenger RNA from Nilaparvata lugens (brown planthopper), 499 nucleotides. RefSeq lists its product as uncharacterized. NCBI's taxonomy places the organism in Eukaryota, Metazoa, Arthropoda, Insecta, Hemiptera, Delphacidae. The transcript is spliced from 2 exons. The coding region runs from base 227 to 499 and encodes 90 amino acids. The record is from RefSeq and is a predicted model, not a curated record.